Molecule: messenger RNA, 661 nt
Organism: Sinocyclocheilus grahami
Lineage: Eukaryota; Metazoa; Chordata; Actinopteri; Cypriniformes; Cyprinidae
Product: neuronal cell adhesion molecule-like
Exons: 6
Coding region: 26-661 (211 amino acids)
Molecular function (GO): protein binding
Source: RefSeq, a predicted model, not a curated record
CUCGAUUCCCAGAUCGUUCAGAAUCAUGCACCGGCACUAUGACACCAUUUAUCUGGACUGGGAAGAACCUGCAGAACCUAAUGGCAUUCUGACCGGAUAUAUUCUCAAAUAUCAGACGUUGAACAUCACUCUGGGCGACAGAAUCCUGGUUGAAUACAUUCCUCCUAAUAUCACUUACUUCUCUCUGCGCCGUUUUGACCGUUACACUCGAUACAAGUUCUCACUGGCAGCACAAACUGAGACUGGAGUCGGGGAGGCGUUCACAGAGGAAUCACCCCAUUUUACAACUGAGGAGUAUACCCGGGAUCAAGUGGACAUUGUGACGCAGGGCUGGUUCAUUGGCUUAAUGUGUGCAGUUGCUCUCCUCGUUCUUAUCAUGCUCAUAGUCUUUUUCAUCAAGAGGAGCCGAGGAGGAAAGUACCCAGUGCGGGACAAGAAGGACUUUGCACUGGAGCCAAUGGAUGAUAGAGAGAAUGGAACGUUUGAUUACAGGUCUCUUGAGAGGUAUGAAUGUCAUACAUAUGGUGAAGAGAUCGAGUUUAAUGAGGAUGGCUCUUUCAUUGGCGAGUACACGGGCGUCAGUAAGAGGACCAUCGACACAAGCCCGUACCAUGACAGCUCUGAGCCCACGUCUCCUGUGGCCAUCUACUCUUUUGCUUAG